This is a messenger RNA of Salvia miltiorrhiza (redroot sage), 3219 nucleotides long. RefSeq lists its product as uncharacterized. The record is from RefSeq and is a predicted model, not a curated record. Lineage: Eukaryota; Viridiplantae; Streptophyta; Magnoliopsida; Lamiales; Lamiaceae. The coding region runs from base 1 to 3219 and encodes 1072 amino acids. The transcript has 4 exons.
AUGGAUAAGACUUGGAUGAAAUUUCCUAGGAAUAGCAAAACGUAUUUGGAUGGACUGAAAAUGUUCCUUGAUUUUGCUUUCUCCAAAGAAAACACAAGUGUUAAUGGAAUGAUAUUGUGCCCCUGUAAGACAUGUAAAAAUGGGAUUUGCCUACCAAGGGAAGAUGUAGAAGUUCAUUUAAGGUGUUUAGGAUUUAUUAGGGGCUACACUCAAUGGAUAGCUCAAGGUGAAACCUCUAAUUUUACAACUCCCAAUUCAUUUUUUAAUGAGCCUAGUGAUGGGGACAAUAUGCAAGAAAUGCUUAAUGAUGCAUUUGGAGUACCAUACGAUGAUGUUGAAAUAGGAGAGAAUGAGGCUGAUGAAAUUGAAGAACCAAACUCAGAAGCUAAGUCAUUUUACAAGUUAGUUGAUGAUUCCCAGCAAGAAUUGUGGCCGGGGUGUAAGAAGUUUUCAAAAUUAUCAUUUCUGGUACGAUUGUAUCAUAUCAAGUGUCUAGGGAAAAUUUCUAAUAAGGCAUUCACCAUGUUGUUGGAGCUAUUGAAUGAGGCAUUCCCAGAAGGUGUGAAAUUACCUAAAUCUAACUAUGCAGCGAGAAGAGUCAUCGAAGAAUUAGGCCUAGGUUAUAAAAAAUAUGAUGCAUGUCCAAAUGAUUGCACUCUUUUCUGGGGCAAAGAUAAAAAUAGUAUACAAUGUGAGACAUGUAGCUCCACUAGAUGGGUAGUUUCAGAUGGAGAUCCUACUGGUGAAAAAAGAAAAGUUCCACAUAAGGUAUUAUGGCACUUUCCUCUAAAGGGAAGAUUGCAGCGUUUAUUCAUGUCUUCGAAAACUGCAUCUUUCAUGAGAUGGCAUGCUGAAAAUCGUACCAAAGAUGGCAAUAUGAGACAUCCAGCUGAUUCUCCAGCAUGGCAGUGCUUUGACUAUAGGAAUCCAGAAUUUGCUAAAGAUCCUAGAAAUGUUAGAUUGGGUUUGGCAUCUGACGGUUUUAAUCCUUUCAAAAACAUGAAUGUUUCACAUAGUACGUGGCCCGUAAUAUUGAUUCCUUAUAAUUUACCUCCUUGGAUGUGCAUGAAGCAGCCUUAUUUUAUGAUGUCGUUGCUUAUACCUGGCCCAUCUGCCCCAGGAAAUAACAUAGAUAUAUACCUGCAACCACUAGUGGAAGAAUUAAAAUAUAUGUGGGAUGUAGGUAUUGACACUUAUGAUGCGUCAUGCAAGCAGAAUUUCAAAAUGCGGGCAUCACUACUUUGGACUAUUAGUGAUUUCCCGGGCUACGCAAACCUGUCAGGUUGGAGUACUAAAGGAAAGCUUGCUUGUCCUGUUUGCAACAAGAAUACUGACUCGCUAUGGCUUAAAAAUUGUGGAAAACAUUGCUAUAUGGGUAAUCGUCGGUUUCUAGAGAAGAAUCACUAUUUUCGAAAUGAUUUGAAGUCAUUUAAUGGGAAUAAAGAAACUAGAGAUCCACCUCGUAGACCGACUGGUUCAAGUAUCUUGGCUGAUUUAGAGGGUUUUGAAAUGAAGUUUGGUAAACUUGUAUCAAAUAAUCCAAAUUUACCUUUUAAUUGGAAGAAGAAGAGUAUUUUAUUUGACCUUCCCUAUUGGAAAGAUAAUUUGUUGCCUCACAACCUUGAUGUUAUGCACAUUACAAAGAAUGUUUGUGAGAGUAUUAUAGGGACAUUGUUAAACAUAGAUGGAAAAAGUAAAGAUCAUUUGAAGUCACGACUUGACCUCCAAGAAAUGGGCAUCAGACAAGAGCUCCAUCCUGUUGAACUUGAAGGUGCUGCAAAUAAAUUUUAUUUGCCUCAUGCUUGUUUUGUAAUGAACAAGAAGGAGAAGGAGAAAUUCUUAAAGACAUUAAAAGCAGUGAAAGUUCCAGAUGGUUAUGCAUCUAAUAUUUCAAGGAGUGUGCAGAUAAAGCCUCCUAAACUUUCUGGUCUUAAAAGUCAUGAUUAUCAUAUAUUGAUGCAACAACUUUUACCUCUAUCCUUAAGAAAAUUACUUCCCAAGUCAGUGCGUGUUCCUUUGAUCAACUUGAGCAGAUACUAUAGAGAAUUGUGCUCUAAAGUUUUGAAACCUCAAGAUUUGUGUCUCAUGGAGAAAGAUAUUGGUUUAAUUUUAUGUCAACUGGAGCAGUUUUAUCCACCAUCUUUUUUCGACAUUAUGGUGCAUCUUAGUGUACAUUUGGCUAGUGAAGCAAGAAUAGCUGGCCCUGUUCAUUAUCGUUGGAUGUUUCCUAUCGAAAGGAGUCGACCUGAAGGAUACAUUGCAGAAGAGAGUUUGGCUUUCUGUUCGUUAUAUUUUGGUGAGGGGGUUGAAACAAGAUUUAAUCGUAUGAACAGAAAUGAUGAUGGCGUUCGUCCAGAAACAUCGGUAUUAGAUGUGUUUUCAAACCGAGGUCGUUGUUUAGGGAAAGGGGAUGCAACAUUAUUAGAUGAUGACACUCUACAGAAAGCUCAUCAAUAUGUACUUUUCAACUGUCAUCCAAUAAAGCAAUUCAUUGACGAACACUUUGAGAUUGUGAAGAAAAAGCAUCCUCGUUCGAGAAAACAUGAAAUUGAACGAAUCCAUGUUAGACAAUUUGCAUCCUGGUUUGCUGAACGAGUUCAGUCCUUGAAUGAUGGAGAUCCAUUUUCAUGUGAUUUGAAAUUAUUGGCAAAUGGUCCAAAUCCUAUUGGAAAUCAAUACAAGAAAAUUUUGGUGAAUGGUUUCAGAUUUCAUACAAAAGAAGUGGAAUCAAAGAGAAAAACACAAAAUAGUGGAGUGGUGGUUAAUGCAGCAACAUCUAGUUUUUCAAGUACCAAGGAUCAAAAUCCUGUUAUGGGAGAUGUUGCAUAUUAUGGACUGUUGAAGAAUAUUAUUGAAUUAGAUUACAAUUGCGAUAGGAAAGUUGUUUUAUUGGAUUGUGAUUGGGUUUCUCAAGGAAAGAGGAUAAAACAAGAUGAUGAUGGAUUCACGAUGGUUAACUUUUCUAAUUUGAAGCCUCACAAUGAGCCGUUCAUCUUGGCAUCUCAAGCAAAACAAGCAUUCUAUGUCGCAGACGAGGAUGAAAAAGGAUGGCAUGUUGCUAUACAAUCAAAGCCCAGGGAUGUCUAUGAUAUGGAUUUAAUAGAUGAAUUCUAUGUCCACUUGCAGAGUGAUGUUUGUAAUGUCUUAGAUGCAGAUCAACAGAAUGAAGAUUUGAAUUGGGCUCGUGAAGGCACUACGGGAUAUGUUGUUGAGGCUUGA